Molecule: messenger RNA, 1344 nt
Organism: Serendipita indica DSM 11827
Lineage: Eukaryota; Fungi; Basidiomycota; Agaricomycetes; Sebacinales; Serendipitaceae
Source: the annotation of a GenBank genome assembly
AUGGGACAAGUUCUCCUGUUCUCCGGGCCUUCCCCGGGGGCGGAGGGAUUGGAGAUAGAGAUGAGACGGUCAGAUGGCAUCCCCAGGUUGGCACCAGAGAUUGAACAGGGCAAUGUCGAAUACAAGUUGAUCCUAAAGAACCCCUCCCCGGAGCGUCUACAUCGACUUGUAACUCAGUUAAACUGGAGGCUCAUGGAAGGCAAUGGCCAAGCCUACUACCAGCUUGGAGUAGCCGACUCUGGGGAGCUAAUAGGAUUGACAAAAGACGAGAUGGAGGCUACCUUGGAGACAUUGGAAAAUAUGGCCGGCGAGCUCGGAGCAAGCGUGCUCAUCAGCCGGGAGAUAGAAGUCCGUGGACGGUUUACCUCACUUGCUUUGGAGUCGGUCAACGGAAUGGGUGGGACCAAAGACAUGAGCGGUGUACCCUCCUCGUUGACAUCUCUGAGCGCGACAAGCACCGACGUGACCACGACAGAUACUGACACCAGCGAGAUGGAUGGUGCAGACGAUAUAGACAUCAACCCGACGGAUUCUCCAACCGCUGCGGAACCAGCUGUGGAUGAUGAUCCAAACGAGGUCAUAGUCCGGUCGGCACCUGUGCCCAUUACUCCCUCGUUCCUACGCGGUCACAGUGGCAAGCGUUCUACAACCUCCAAGAUACGCGAGCGUACUCUCAAACCCCAGGAUUUCCUCCCCUCUCCUACUCCAUUCGACCUCGACAAUACCGUUGAAGACGGUCACGACGCCGACGACGAGGAUCCUCAGUUGAGUGUUUUCGAGCUUGGAGAACUCAAGAGUGCGCUCCCAUCGUCCCCACGGAUCAAACUCGACCCGACUCGGCCAGCCAAGUCGAAGAGCAACAAGCCCCCUCGGGCACAAGGCAGCAAGAGCUCCAAGCCACCAAAAGGAGCACGAGCACCCGUCGAUGCCGCACCCAAGACUCCGGAACAGAUUGCGCAGCGGAUGGCGGACAAGCGCGCCAAACGUGACAAGCGGCGAGAGGAACGGCGCAGAGCGCUGUUGGAUCCUGUCUACGACCAUGGUGCCCUCGUAACCCAGGAUGACGACGACGAGUUGGACGGCAUCGAGCACCUUGAUUCCACCAAGACGAUCGAGGAGCAGGCUAUGACUGUUUCUGUUGUCACACUCAAGCGCCAGGACACUGUUAUACCGCAGACGGCGUCCACUCCAGACACGAGCGCCAAAGAUUCUGCAAAUACUACGGAGCCAAGGCUUAUCGUCGAGGCGCUCGUCGUGCGCAAAGCAGGGUUUGGUCGUGGAUUUGUCGAUCUCAGCCAAUUUGACGAGGAGCUAAGGCAUCUGCCUAGCUUUUCACUCUCCUAG